GCGCGUCAUCUCUUACAAUCCAUCUGUUUGGAUAUUAUUGAUGCAAAUAAUUUCGAACAUUUAAAGUGAAAUGUGGUGGAGCACCAUCAUUCAUGAACCACAUAUCUUGCCGAAGUUGUAAUGGCAAUUCUUCUAAUAAAUCUGGCAGCGUAUUUUGUAAAUGUUCUGAAUAGUUCACACCAGUUAGCCUUGGUGGUAAAAUUACAGGAUCGAUUAUAAAAUUGUCAAUGAUUCCCAUCCACACAUUGACCUUAAACUCAUGUUGAAAAUGAGUUACUUUAGUGGCAUUGGGAUUCAGCGUAAACACGUUCACUAUAAAAAAUAGUUACACCACUUCUCGUAAAACAUGCUUCAUCUGUAAACAAAAUUUGCUUAGCAAAAUUUAAAUUUUGUAGUCUGUUUUCAUUAACAAAUUGAUAGAAGCCCAAACGUUGUUCAAAAUCCGUAGGCAAAAGGUCUUGUACCUUUUGGAUGUGGUAUUGAUAAAGCUGUUGUUCUUCCACAUCCUUAGAUGCUUGUACUUCUAAACCUCAGCGUCUGGUGGUUAAUGUAGGAUCUUCAUGGAUUCUUUCCAAAAUUUGUUCUUUCAUCUGCGGAGUCCUUAUUAUACGGUGCAUAAUUGACAGUUAUAGGAGUAACACUAAUGGUUACGCGAAGGCGUCUCUCAAUAGCGGCAAAUGUUUGAUGAUUUGGUAUACGCCGAUUUGGAAAGCUUUGCCCCCUAGCACUUUUGCGGCCAUUUUUUUCACAAUACCCAAAAACUAAUAAAAUAUCCAUUAUUUCAUACCUUUGUUUAUAUUAUUUAAUUUAUCCGAGCACUCAGGUCAAGAAUUAUAGACCAAUAAGUAUCCUUGUCAAAGUUCUAUGUCAAAACUUUUGAGAAGAUUGUUUAUGGUUUUUUUAAUUUUUGACAGACAACGUAUACGGACUUCAGUAAAGCUUUUGACCGCGUCAAUUAUGCAAUUUUGAAUCAAAUGAAGUACAGACUCCAUCUGGUGUUCCCCAAGGAUCCCACUUGGGGCGUUGCUUUUUAACACCUUUAUCAAUGAUAUUGAAAAUUGUUUCAUGAAUAGUUCUAUCUGAAAUUUGCGGAUGACCUUAAGGUUUACCGUAGAGUCUCAAAUUUGGAUGUGUUACAUGCAGAUUUUGCCCUAAGCAUGUAACAUGGGAUUUCAUAUACAUUCGGGCAAAAGUUUAUGGGUUUUGGUAUCGGCUUGAAAGGGUUGUGUGAUUUACAGUUUUAUAAAUGGAAUUUGGGGUUUGAUAGUAAUGCAAUUUAUUUUUUUUAAGGCUUUUGGAGUUUGAUUAUUUUUAAGAAUGUAUUUACCUACUCUAUCCUGUCAGCACACCUCUGUGGAGUUAGUCGUAUUAUGUUUCCUUAGUCCCUAUUCAUGUACCUGGUGUUGGGAACUUUUUGACCUUUGGUUUGUUUGGCAAGAGUUUCUAUGAGGCCGGUAUAUGUCUGGGGUAUGGAGGGACUCCUAGAGGGUGCUGUUGUGCCACAGAUUGCGCUAUGAGUGGAGUAAAUAAGACCUAUUAGAUGGUGAUCCGUUAGUGUAGGAAAACUUACAAAUACUUUCUUCUAUAGCGGAAUCAUGUUGGGCAAGGUAUCCUAAUUGAUUUGAAAUUGGCCUCCCCAGUUUUGCUUGCUAUAUUUCCCUUCAAUUCUUCAAGUUAAGUUUUAGUAAAUAAACGUGCCCUGACAUCUGGUUUCUAGCCCUACUAGCCGAUUGACAGUAAUGACUAUUGACACACUUGUUGUUGUGGAGGUUUGGCAGCGUUGCUGUUUCCCAUUAAAGUUUGGUUUCCAUUUGGCGGAUGACGGAGCGUCAUAAAUCAGGCAGAGCGACGUAAGAGGAAAAUUGGAAUUUCGUAGCCCCGUUGGGAAAAUUUUUUUAGUUUUCCAUGUUUUAGUAUCCGAGCAGUAUCAUUUUGCUGUGGUAUUGCGGAAUUUCUAUUUUGAUAGAGUGAGGCUCCGCGUAGUUUGCACCAAGAGGCAGGGUCAGAUCGUGUCGAAGAGAGAGAGUGACAAGUUCACUGCUAGUGUCACCUGUCACUGUCUGGAGUUGUCAGUUCCUUGUCCAGUCGGUAGCCAUCCCGUUAUCAGAAAGAACAGUCGACAUUUUGUGGUUUUAAGGAAAAUUUGAGUUCAUCUUGCCGGUAAUUCGGUUGAAUGGAAAAAUAUUCCUCCCAAGUUUUGGGGUUUAAUUUGAUGAACGUCUAGUGGGAAGUUCUAGCCGAGAGGAUUUCGGAUUGACCUGAUAUUUUUGGAUUUAGUCGGCUGCUCCCACAUCAUUUAUGGGAUUUUGAAAUUUUCUAACCACAAAACGAGACUCUAGGCCUCGCUCACCACCUUAGAGGCCUCUCCUUUUUCUCAUUCUCUCCUCUAUUCUCUGGUCUCUUCCUAUUCUCUGGUUUCUUCUGGUCAUCCCAACACUGUUGGCAACCGGCUUAAGGGAGCCUCAACACAGCCUGGACUGAGCAUUGUACUGUGGCUCUGCGAUUUUGGAUUGGAACUUGCCCGAAAUCGAUUUGCCCAUGUGGUCGCUACCCUGGUUGUAGCUGACUCGUUUCAGAGCUGGAGAGUUAAGCUACCUUAGCCAAAAUGCACAAGAGAUUAGAGGACACGCAAGUUUUUGCACAUUUUAUUUUAUUUUUCUCUUAUUGAACGGUUGAAUUUUUUGGGUUUAUUUUCUUUCAUGUAAAACAAAAACGUUAAGGAGUCCUUGUCUAUUCUAUUAACAUUAACCUGAGGGUUUCCAUUUGCGUCAAGCAUCGACAUAAUUGAUUUUGACAUUGAGCCUGGAUCACCUUGUAAGGGAUCGGCUAUUUGCUACAAAUUUCAUAUUUAGUCAUAGUGUUGGUUGUUGGUUAAUAGGUUUUAUUGCACCAACAUACCAUUAGUAGGCUUUCAAAUUCGAACCUUACUAUUUAAAAGUUUUAUUUAGAUUAAAGUGACUUGACUAGAGUUUGUAAAAGGUAUUUAGGGCCAGUAAGGUAUUGUGAAUUAGGCUCCAAACAUAUACUUCUUAUAAACAACACGUGAUUACGUUUUGGAUUUUCCCCUUGAACAGUAGUUCAGUGCGGAUUUGUUUUUUUUUCCUUACUAAUUCCUCGCCUUAAGCAUACCUCAAGUAACUCUUAAUUCUUUUAUCAAUUUUUUUUAUUUACUUAAAAUUACUACAGUAUUACAUUUUGACUAAUUAUCUAAAUUUAAAUAUCUCAGUGGAAUUUAAUUUUUUAUAUAAAUGGAAGUGACUAUGUAAAUUCUUUGAUGAUUAUAUCAAUCUGGUGGACCUAUGGAUUGUUAUUAGAGUUUUUCCCAAAUUAUUUUCAGCUUUUAGGAUCUAGGUACAAGCAUAAAUAUUAUAGGUCAUCAUUUUCUUAAUUAAGGGGGGCUUAUAUUACCAUCAUAAUAUAUCAGGGUUUGGUGUAAAAUAUUUAAAUCAAGUGGCGCUCUUAUUAAAAUUUCUCGCACUACCUUCUCCACUGUCUAAAAGCUGGCGGCCACCAAAUCUCUGAAUCUUUUAAAACAAAAUUUGCUUGUCUGGACUUAAGGAAGGUAAUUUUUUUGUGGUUGGAUAGUAGGUAUGACUCACAUGGGUUGGAAAUAAAUUGGUUUGAACCGAGUUACGCGCUACAUUUUGGCGCCCAACGUGGGACCAAUAAAAUUAAAACGUCACUUUCUUUUUGGAAAUCUUGGAAAAAUUUUUGGCAACUUUUUUUUUAAUUUUAGGAGAAUUUUUCUAGCAAUUGGUACGGUUCAUGGUGUUUUUUUAUACAAUUGCUGGUAAUUUGUGGUAUUUUCAGUGUAAUUAGGUUGCCAACCCCAACUUAACUUUUGUGUUUUUUUCUUUUCCUCAUUUUUUUUUCUGAGGUUUAUUAAAGGUUCAUUAUGCCUCGAAAAGUACAUGUUAAUAGAUUGAACAAGGACGAGGUUAUUUAUGAGCUCGCCAUUAGGGGCAUUGCUGAGGGAAGCGUUGAGGAGAUGCGUCCUAGGCUGCCUGUUGCUUUUCAGCUAGAAAGGAAUGGUGAUAGUGUAAGGUUGCCUGAGUAUCCUUUUUCCUUCGAAGAGGAUGCACUGGCUGUUUAUAAGAAGACCAAAGAGGUGAGCCUGUUGGUUGGCAAAUUCUCUAAUGGUAGGAAGAGUGGAGAAUUUAUGAAACUGCAGACCAAACUAAGCCAUAUUUUGAACCGGUUAGAUCAUAUGGAUGCGGGAGAUGACAAGGACAAGGGAAAAUCUAAGUCAGAACUUGUAGGGAUGGUGUUGACCUUGCUGGCUAAAUUAGAGGAUACUGCGACUAAGCAUGAGAGGGAAGAAACCAUUCCCCCUGGUCUGAAUCUGCUUGAAUCUCAGGCUGGAGGUUCUAGUACAAGCCAUAUCACUGUUGAGGGCUCGGAUGAUGAUGAACAAGUUUUCAAUGCGAACCUUGGUGGAGUUACAAACUCUUCGCCCAUCCCUCGAUCAUCUUCUACCUCCUUUUCUCGCGUUGUGCUUCCAAGCAAAUGGAAUUUGCAGUUCUCCGGUGACAAGAAGGGUCUAUCUCUUAGUGCAUUCCUCGAGAAGGUUGAAGAACUGAGAAUUGCUCGGCAGGUUCCUAAGGAAAUUUUAUUGGAGUCUGGGAUUGACCUAUUUACUGGAAAAGCAUAUCGAUUCUAUUUGGCAUAUAGGCGUGAUGUGCCUACUUGGGAUGAAUUCAUUUUUUUACUUCGUGAAGAAUUUCAACCCUGUAACUACAAUGAAAAGUUAUUCGAUGAAAUCUGUAAGAGGACACAAGGGCAGGAUGAAAGUAUAGGUAUAUAUUUAGCAGUCAUGGCUGGGUAUUUUAAGAGACUCACCUGUCCCAUAUCUGAAGAGGCUAAAUUGAAGAUUCUCCUUCGUAAUCUAGCACCCUUUAAUCAAAGUCAGAUGGCUCUGAUUGAUGUAACAUCGAUUAGUCGGUUGCGUACUCUAUGUCGACGCUUGGAGGAAAGAAGAGAAGCAGUGGAGAGUUAUUCACAACCCUCUAGGCGUGGCAAUCUUCUUGAACCUGAUUUGGCUUAUAUUUAUGAAGUCACUGAAAUAGAGGCAGGCAUUUCUACAUUGAAUGUUAAUAAUAACCCAAUUCGGUCUGAAGGUUUAGAGAAUCCCUGCAGUGAAAUCAUUUGCUUUAGGUGCAAGAAGCCAGGUCAUCGUGCCAUAGGAUGUACUCUCCCAAGGCCUAAGUUCUGUUUCCGGUGUAAAAAGGAUGGCGUCACAGUAAAAACUUUGUCCCAAUUGUAGGUCGGGAAACGCCACAGGGCGCUCCUAAGUCGAGACCAAGACUUGGUGAGUGCCGGUGAAAAUAUUGAUCCUAUUCUUAGUUAUGUCCUCGAUAAUGCCCAGAACGAUGAGAGGCCUUAUUUGCGUGUAAAUAUUUUAGAUAAGGAAGUUUUAGGUCUUCUCGAUUCCGGUGCAUCACGUACUGUU
Anthonomus grandis grandis is the source of this 5449-nucleotide messenger RNA. RefSeq lists its product as uncharacterized. The record is from RefSeq and is a predicted model, not a curated record. Bases 3896 to 5263 code for a protein of 455 amino acids. The transcript has 2 exons. Gene Ontology annotation, molecular function: nucleic acid binding; zinc ion binding. NCBI's taxonomy places the organism in Eukaryota, Metazoa, Arthropoda, Insecta, Coleoptera, Curculionidae.